Molecule: messenger RNA, 2185 nt
Organism: Asterias rubens (European starfish)
Lineage: Eukaryota; Metazoa; Echinodermata; Asteroidea; Forcipulatida; Asteriidae
Product: casein kinase I-like
Exons: 7
Coding region: 153-1163 (336 amino acids)
Biological process (GO): negative regulation of canonical Wnt signaling pathway; signal transduction; peptidyl-serine phosphorylation
Cellular component (GO): nucleus; cytoplasm
Molecular function (GO): ATP binding; protein serine/threonine kinase activity
Source: RefSeq, a predicted model, not a curated record
UAUGGUUGUUGUCGUGUAAACAACUAUCAAUCAUUUGGACCCUUGACUAACAACAAGUAACACAUUUGUUUACCAUCAUGACCAUGGUCCCUCGGUGAUUUAAUCAUACAGUUUUACUCUCUGCAUAGUUUGCAUGUAACUGUGUUAAAACCAUGUCAGGUUCAACGACGAAAUCAGAAUUUAUAGUCGGUGGGAAGUACAGACUCGUGAGGAAAAUAGGCAGUGGUUCCUUCGGUGACAUCUACCUGGGAAUUAAUAUCAGCAAUGGCGACGAAGUUGCAGUUAAGUUGGAGUCUCUGAAAGCAAGACAUCCCCAGCUGCUGUACGAGAGCAAACUUUAUAAGAUUCUACAAGGAGGUAUUGGCAUCCCUAAAAACAGUUGGUUUGGUCAGGAGAAAGAGUACAAUGUCCUUGUUAUGGACCUGCUGGGACCUAGCCUUGAGGAUCUCUUCAAUUUCUGUGGUCGCAAGUUUACAAUGAAGACUGUUUUGAUGCUGGCAGAUCAGAUGAUCAGCCGUAUUGAGUUUGUCCACAACAAGAACUUCAUCCACAGAGAUAUAAAGCCUGAUAACUUUCUUAUGGGUAUUGGGAAACAUUGUAACCAGCUUUUCAUCAUUGACUUUGGACUUGCCAAGAAAUAUCGGGACACCAGAACGAAGGCUCAUAUUCCUUACAGGGAAGACAAGAAUCUGACGGGGACAGCAAGGUACGCCAGCAUCAACGCACAUCUUGGCAUCGAACAAAGUCGGCGAGACGACAUGGAGUCGCUAGGGUACGUCCUGAUGUACUUCAAUAGGACCAGUCUACCGUGGCAAGGUCUUAAAGCUGCAACCAAGAAGCAGAAAUAUGAGAAGAUUAGCGAGAAGAAGAUGUCUACACCCGUAGAGGUGCUCUGCAAGGGAUUUCCAGCGGAGUUUGCCAUGUACUUGAACUACUCAAGGGGUCUUCGCUUUGAUGAGAAUCCAGACUACAUGUACCUGAGGCAGUUGUUCCGAAUCCUGUUCCGUACCCUCAACCACACAUACGACUACGUCUUUGACUGGACCCUUCUGAAGCAGAAGGCCGCGUCGCAGAUCCCAAGCCAGCACAGCACUGGAAACCAGAAGAUGGGGACAGCCCAAGCGACGCGACACUCAGAGAGUCGGAACUUGAGUAGGCAUUGAAUGCCACGUUUGGACAGUUCUUAGAAUAUUUAUAUUGAGAAGUGUUUUCCUUGGAUGUGCCAAUAUACAAGUGAGGAUGUUAAGGUGGCUCUUCUGGAAAGUUGGGGUUUGCAGUCAACACCAUUUUGUUUCUUCAGCCUUGUGAGUCAACAAAUGCUUAUAAGGAGUGUUUUGUUGCGGUGUUAAGUGGUAGAGCCCACUAAAACUGACAAUUGUAAAUAGUGUAAAUUAUAUUACAUCAACGAACCUUUGUACAACAUUCUGUACGCAUGUUUAUAAACCGUUAUUGUAACUUGGACUGCAUUGUCAAUAAUUAUCAAUUUUGCAGUGGUUAUCGAGUAUUUUAUGCGAAGCGUAAUUCAAUAUCAAUUCAACCGUGGUUAUCAAGUAUUUCAUGGUAUUUCAUGCGAAGCAUAAUUAUAUAUUUUUUUUAGCAGGGGAAUUUUGUUUUGACAGUGCAUGGUGUAUGUAUUCACAGUGGUUAAGGUAUUCAAGAUAAAGAAUCAUGGAUCAAGGAAUCACAGUGACAGCGUUGAAGUUUCGUUUUCCUUGAUUGAGAUGAUUCGUUUGUCUAAAACAUGAAUAGACCGAUCCAUUAAGCUCCGCCCCACUGGGUAUUGACCAAUCACAGCGCCUUGAACACCCAGCAGGGUGGAUAUGUGCGCAUUACAAGUCUUAUUAUUAUUAUUAUUAUUAUUAAUGAAGGUCCGACACCAAGGUCCGACAUCGUGCGCGUAUGCUUGGCGCGAGUGGCAGAGUUGUGCAGAAAGGCAUUGGAGAGCCUCUCGUGUUCUUGCGUCGUGGGCGGAGCCUACUGGAUCGGUCUAUUCCUUGUGGGAAGGAACAGUACAGGUGUUACAUGGGGUUAAAACUCAGGGCAAAAAUUCACAAAUCUCAGCACUUGUAGCUCAGAAACAUUACCAGGUCAAGAUUUUAUUUACAGAGACAAGAAUUAAAAUAAAAAGAGACUAGAAUCAAAAUGAGAAGACAGUUUGUAUAAUCUACAAAAAAAAAUAUUUGAA